GCCAGGCUCGGGCUGCUCCGCCUCGGAACCCGAGGACAGCGGGAGCGGUUUCCUUUAAAAGAGAGGGAGAUUUUUGUGAGAGCACACAGGAAAGGCCGGACGCUGAGCGGCGGGCAGCGGAGAAGAUGACCACAUUCUUUAAAACACUUCGAAAUCAUUGGAAGAAAACUACAGCUGGCCUCUGCUUGCUGACAUGGGGAGGUCACUGGCUCUAUGGAAAGCACUGUGAUAACCUGCUAAGAAGAGCAGCCUGUCAAGAAGCUCAGGUGUUUGGCAACCAGCUCAUUCCUCCCAAUGCACAAGUGAAGAAAGCCACUGUCUUUCUCAAUCCUGCAGCUUGCAAAGGCAAAGCUAGAACUCUAUUUGAAAAAAAUGCUGCCCCAAUUUUACACCUGUCUGGCAUGGAUGUGACUGUCGUCAAGACAGAUUAUGAGGGACAAGCCAAGAAGCUCCUGGAGUUGAUGGAAACGACCGAUGUGAUCAUUGUUGCUGGAGGAGACGGCACCCUGCAGGAGGUUGUUACUGGAGUACUUAGAAGAACAGAUGAGGCUACCUUCAGUAAGAUUCCAAUUGGAUUUAUCCCGCUGGGACAGACCAGUAGUUUGAGUCACACCCUCUUUGCUGAAAGUGGAAACAAAGUCCAACAUAUCACAGAUGCCACACUCGCCAUUGUGAAAGGAGAGACUGUUCCACUUGAUGUCUUGCAGAUCAAGGGUGAAAAAGAACAGCCUGUCUAUGCCAUGACCGGCCUCCGGUGGGGAUCCUUCAGAGAUGCUGGCGUCAAAGUUAGCAAGUACUGGUAUCUUGGUCCUCUAAAAACCAAAGCAGCCCACUUUUUCAGCACUCUUCAGGAGUGGCCUCAGACCCAUCAGGCCUCCAUCUCUUACACGGGCCCUACAGAGAGACCUCCCAUUGGGCCUGAAGAUGCUCCACCCCGGCCUUCUCUGUACAGGAGAAUAUUACGUAGGCUUGCCUCGUUCUGGGCACAGCCACAGGAUGCCUUCUCCCCGGAGGUGAGCCCUGAGGUCUGGAAAGAUGUACAACUGUCCACCAUUGAACUGUCCAUCACAACCCGAAACACCCAACUUGACCUGACGAGCAAAGAGGACUUUAUGAACAUUUGCAUUGAGCCUGACACUGUCAGCAAAGGAGAUUUCAUAAUCAUAGGCAGUAAGAAGGUGAGAGACCCUGGUCUGCGAGCGGCCGGCACCGAGUGUCUCCACGCCAGCCGCUGCACUCUGGCUCUUCCUGAGGGAACUGAGGGCUCCUUCAGCAUUGACAGCGAGGAGUAUGAAGCCAUGCCUGUGGAGGUCAAACUCCUGCCCAGAAAACUUCAGUUCUUCUGUGAUCCAAGGAAGAGAGAGCAAAUGCUGCAGAGCACAUCCCAGUGAGCCUCAGCCUUGCGGGGACGUUCCCAGGCUGCCCUGCGGCAGCACUGCGGGGCGUUCCCAGGCUGCUCUUCAAGCCACCAGUGGGACCAUAAGGGAAUGUGUGUGCUUCUGGCCCAGCGUCACAGGAUCCCAAGGGAAUUUUCAUGGCAAGUACCCCCAACCCGUUUGCUUCCUAGAGCACAUACCCUGUCACCCAACCUGUGGUCAGUACUCUGUUAACCCCUGCUUUCCUUACGUUGAGGUAGUUGAUCCCUCCUACACAGUGGUUGUCUCAGGCUGCUUCAAGGACAUUCUUGCCCUCACUGAGUUGGAAAGGGCUGGAGUUUUGUGAUUGCCCCACAGUGAAGAGUAGAAUCUGUAGAGUAAGCUCCUGUUUCAGUUCUCAGACCGUCCUGGGGCCUCCGGGGAAGCAGCUGCUGUCUCUGGGUGCCUUUCCCUCUUUCUGGGCUCUCUUAUGGGUGCUGCUCUUUUGUGAGCUCUCUGCUUUGGUUGGUUGGUCUCAUCUGGAAAGCAAAUGUGAGGCUGUUCCCUCUUCAGCCUUGGCAAACGUAUUGUAAAACGCUAUUUAAAAACAAACUAGUACUUCCUCAUUGUUAGUGUGCAUGUGUACAACUGAGGCUCACGUUGAAAACUAACUGACCUGGGGCCCACCCCCCAAACUUUGUAACUCAACCUGGCAGGAGGCCAGCAUUGCUCAUUUUAAAAGACUGCUUCCCAGGUGAAUCAACCAUACCGGGAGAAAGUGUUUUAAAUCUACUUCAUAAACUUAUAUGUAUUAUAUAUAUAUUUUUAAAAAUCACGUUUGUGUUGACGUAUGUUGUUUCCAUGAGAGGUUAAACACUUAUCAGUGUGCUUACUAGUGUUGUGUAAAUAUUGUUUAAGAAUAAAAGCAGUUUCAUCGUUCUUUUAAACAGA
Messenger RNA from Rattus rattus (black rat), 2306 nucleotides. RefSeq names its product acylglycerol kinase (gene Agk). Gene Ontology annotation, biological process: protein insertion into mitochondrial inner membrane; ceramide biosynthetic process. NCBI's taxonomy places the organism in Eukaryota, Metazoa, Chordata, Mammalia, Rodentia, Muridae. Gene Ontology annotation, molecular function: ceramide kinase activity; acylglycerol kinase activity; ATP-dependent diacylglycerol kinase activity. The transcript is spliced from 16 exons. The record is from RefSeq and is a predicted model, not a curated record. Gene Ontology annotation, cellular component: TIM22 mitochondrial import inner membrane insertion complex; mitochondrion. The coding region runs from base 126 to 1391 and encodes 421 amino acids.